CGCUGCCGCUGAUUGGCUUCUGAUGCCGGUGUAGUUAGGUUGUCCGCGUAGCUGCCCUCUGCGUGCAGUGACAAGAAGCAAACAUGGCAGCCGGUAGCUUGCGGUUCUUGGGACAGAGCUUUGGGAUGUUAUUGCGGGCAAAGCAAACACCGGUCCGGACAUGCGGACGACUUCUGUGCACAGCAACUCAGCAGCAAAACAAAUCUGAUCAGAGCAGCGAAGAAGAUAAAAGUAAAGUCCAGAACGAAGAGAGCCCUGACCCGUAUCUGGCAGAGAAGGCAAAACUUGAAGACCAACUGAAAGAUGUCACAGAUAAGUAUAAGCGAGCUCUGGCUGACACCGAAAACUUGAGGCAGAGGAGUCAAAAGCUGGUAGAAGAUGCCAAGUUAUACGGGAUUCAAGGAUUCUGCAAGGACCUUCUUGAGGUUGCAGAUAUAUUGGAGAAGGCAACAGAAAGUGUCCCUAAAGAAGAGAUCAAAGAUGAUAAUCCUCACCUGAAGAGCCUGUAUGAGGGGCUUGUCAUGACUGAAGUACAGAUGCAAAAAGUGUUUAAAAAGCAUGGGGUAGUCAAACUAAAUCCUGUAAAUGCCAAGUUUGACCCGUAUGAACACGAGGCGCUGUUUCACGCCCCUGUAGAAGGGAAGGAGCCUGGAACAGUAGCGUUGGUAACGAAAGUUGGGUAUAAACUCCAUGAGCGCACCUUGAGGCCUGCCUUAGUUGGUGUAGUUAAAGGACCAUAAUUGUAUUUUUUUUAUUUUUAAAAUAAAGGCUGUACAUUUAUUAAA
Molecule: messenger RNA, 785 nt
Organism: Spea bombifrons (plains spadefoot toad)
Lineage: Eukaryota; Metazoa; Chordata; Amphibia; Anura; Pelobatidae
Gene: GRPEL1
Product: GrpE like 1, mitochondrial
Exons: 4
Coding region: 84-740 (218 amino acids)
Biological process (GO): protein folding; protein import into mitochondrial matrix
Cellular component (GO): PAM complex, Tim23 associated import motor
Molecular function (GO): protein-folding chaperone binding; protein homodimerization activity; adenyl-nucleotide exchange factor activity
Source: RefSeq, a predicted model, not a curated record